AUGGUGGUGCCGCCGCUGCUGCGCGCCGUCAUCAUGGGGCCGCCGGGCUCCGGGAAAGGCACCGUCUCCGCUCGGAUUAUCAAGCACUUUGGCGUGAAGCACCUCUCCAGCGGCGACCUGCUGAGAGACAACAUGCAGAAGAGGACAGAAGUGGGAAUCCUUGCCAAGUCCUACAUUGAUCAAGGGCAGCUUAUUCCAGAUGACAUCAUGACACAAUUAAUGCUGAAUGAGAUAAAAGGUCUAGACCAGUACAACUGGCUAUUGGAUGGUUUCCCCAGAACAGUUGCUCAGGCAGAAGCCCUCGAUAAAGAAUGUCACAUAGACACUGUGAUUGACCUAGACGUGCCAUUUGAGACCAUAAAGUGUCGGCUUACAGCACGCUGGAUCCACCCUGCCAGUGGUAGAGUUUACAACCUGGAAUUCAGUCCUCCCAAAGUGCAGGGCAUUGAUGACAUUACUGGUGAGCCGCUUGUUCAGCGCGACGACGACAAGCCCGAGACUGUCAGCAAGAGGCUGCAGGCUUAUGAUGCACAAACAAAACCUGUUCUAGAAUAUUACCGGAAAAAAGGGUUAUUGAAAUCCUUUUCUGGAACUGAAACCAAUAAGAUCUGGCCACAUAUCUAUGCUUUCCUUCAAACCAAGUUGCCAGAUGUGAGCCAGAAAGAUGCUGCCAAUCCCAGGUGAAAAUAAGUCAAACUUCUGCUCAUCUGUCAUAGCUCACUCCUGAUUACAUAAGAUUCCACAAUCAAGGAUCUGUCCAAGUAAUCUACCACACUCAUCAAUAAUUAAAGUCCAAUGCUGUCCUUAACUUACAUGAUGAUCAAAUUUUGUUGCCUGUGGUUAUCACUUUAAUGCUGUAUUUUUUAUAAUAAAUAUACCUAAUUCUAAAAAUACAGUAACUGUCUUUAACAAAAGCAGGUACUCUUGUGUCUCUUACUUGGAAAAUAUGGUUGCAGUACUGAUUGGUGAAGAAUUUCAGAAUACAGCUUAAUUAGAAGGUGCAUUGACCCAUUUAUUCAGUCAGUAAAUGAAGCAAGGGCAAGGACACAAAAGCACAUUUCUUGAACAUCUGCCUAGCUGGAGCUAGUCAGAAGCUAUGAAGAACAGUGAUCACUGGUCUGCAAAAAGCCAUUUCAGACCAGAGCUGGUGUGCAUGGAAAUUGAUCUUAUGGAAAAGUUAGCUUCUUGUUUGCUUGCACAGAUGUGAUGUGAUUUUUGCUCACCAUAAAUUACACUUAGUUCCAGGGCAAAUUAUCUAAGCAAGUAUUAUGUUUGUAUUUCUACCCUCAGAGCAACUAUUUUGCAGGCAUGGGAAAGGGAGUUUCAGUGAUGUGUAACACAUUUGGUAAAGCCUCUGUAUGACCCUGUAAAAUUUUAUCAGUAAAAAGACAGCAGAUACUGAGUAGAUUAAGCCUAAUCUGGUAAACAUGUAGCUAGAUGAUCUUGACUAGUGAAUAUCAAUACAAUCUUUGAAAACAAGUGCUCAGUGAUACCAGUGACAUGAUUUCCAGAGGUCAAAAUAGUAACUUUGGCAUAUUACUGUAGCAAUUUUUAUUGUAGCAACUGGACUGGUUUUCAUUAGAUUCUUGUCUCUGACCAGCUCUUGUGUUUAUUCCCUAGAAAACUGGAAAUAAAAACCUCCCCAGUCCACACUUUUUAACAGCCCAGGGAAUGCAGAUACUGCUGUUUUUCAGUGAUUACUCCCAGCCCUUUUUUUAAUGCUCAUCAGAGUGGGAGUUUCAAGAGUCAGCAAAAUCUGAGAAACAAACAACUCUGUCUAGGUAAUGUCAGAAGUAGCUGUGUCCUAGUAAUGCAGGUUCCAAUCUCCAUUAGCAGUGACUGUAAACAGCUACACAGCUGGGGUGUUGACAUACUUUGGACUGCAUCUGCACAUCCAGUUUUAGCAUUAUGGAGACACAUUUGAGUCUAAAAAGAGAUGGUCAUUGUAGAAUUUGUGAAUUCUGUAAAUGAACAAUUUAAGCAGCAGCUAUCACUACAGUGAGUUUUCCUUUAAUUUCAAGAAAGCUCGGCAAGAAGGUUGACGACUUAUACUGUCCUCUUGAGGAAAUGUCUAUAUAUUACAGCAAUAAACCCUGAAUAGCUGCUUGUAUUUUUACAUUUUGAUUUCAGUAAAAAACAGUGAGUUCUUUUUGUUUUUUCCAGCACACACAAAUUUCAGUGAGCCAGAAGGAGGAAGGGGAGGGAAUCUCAUUAUAUGACACUUAUUUCUGCACCAUCCAAUUUUAUCCCCUUGGAAACUAUUAAAAAAAAAAAAUCUACUGUGUAACAAACAGGUUGCUAGAUCAAUGGCUCUACUGCUAAUGGUAGCAGUUGCAAGUCGCAUUGCCCUCACUACCCUUGCAUGAAACAUUCAGUUAAAAAACAACCUAAAGUUACUUGUUUUUCUUUAAGUUUCUCUUAAUAAUUAACUAAUUAUUAAGGAGGAGGCAGUAUUUACUUAUCUUUUCCUGGACUAUGUCAAACUUAAGCAGAUGCAGUGGAAACUUGUAAUUUUAUCUCAAAUUUGCACGUGGGACAGAACUACUCCUUACUUUUAUCUUCAGUCUGUUCGCAAAAGAAGGCUAGAAAGCAGAAGUCAUAUGGAAAGCUACUUCUAUGUGGAUUUACUAUUGCUUUGGUACUAAUACUCUGGGGUAUAAUCUGCAGACUUAAAAGAUUUUUUCUGUAUCUUGGCUGUAGGCAAAACUGAAUAUUAGUGGAUUCUAUUUCACAGAAUCAUAGAAUCAUUAAAAGUUGGAAAAGACUUCCAAAAUCAUUGCAUUCAACCUCUGACUGUCCCCACCCUGGCAAAUAACUUACAGCAUUAGGUGCCAUGUCUAGUAAUUUCUUAAACAUUUCCCAGCAUAGUGACUCCAUCACCUCUACGGGCAGUCCACUCCAAUGCUUAAACAUUUCAGUGAAGAAAGUCCUCUUGAUUUCCAACCUGAGCCUCCCUUGGCACAUCUUGAGGGCAUUUCCUCUUGUCCUGUCACUUCUUAGCUGGGAGAAGAGGCCACCCCCCCCCGGCUCCACCUUCCUUUCAGGGAGUUGUAGAGAGUGAUAAUGUACCCCUACUAAGCCUCCUUUUCUCCAGCCUGAACAUCCCAAAUCUCCCCCUGCUGCUCCUCAUAGAACUUAUGUUCCAGAGCCUUCAGCAGCUUUAUUGCCCUCUGGACAUGCUCCAGUACCUCAGUGGCCUUCUUGUAGUGUGGGGCCCAGAACUGGAGACCAGAUUGGAGGUGUGGCCUCACCAACACACAGUACAAGGAGACAGUCACUGCCCUGGUCCUGCUGCCCACACUAUUGCUGCAACAGCCCAGGAUGCCAUUGGCCUUCUUGGCCACCUGGGCACUGCUGGCUCAUGUUCAGCUGCUGUCCCCAGCACCCCCAGGUCCUUUUCCUGUGGGCAGCUUUGCAGCCACUCUGCCCCAGCCUGUGGUUACUUUGCCUGAACUAAAAACUGGAGGUAGCCUAUGACAACUGAACUUUUCAAAUUUAUAUGUCUUACAUACAAUCAGAACAAUUCAGUAAGAGAUGGAGAGUGUGUACUGAUACCAUUAUCUGAGGCACAAGAUGUCUUUGUUAGUCUUCCAAUUGCAGUGUUCAUUUUUAUAGACAGACCUGCUGUAAUAGCAGCAAGUUAGAAAAGCACAGCAAGAGUUUUGGAGUGCAAAGGUCUGUGGAAGACCUUGUCUCAAAAAUAUAUUUGGAUUUCUUAAAUAAGAUGCUUUUCAUGGUUUUCCACUUAAUGUUUGAGUUGACAGUGUCAUAAACCCACUUUGGUUGAAUAGCAUAUGAAGUACCUUUCAAACACUAUGUGACACCUCAACCUAUAUGACCUGUAACAAAGCUUUUUGUUUUAACUAAGGUCUUAGCUUAACCUUUUACAAGUUCCCUUCAUCAACUACUUCCACCAUAACAAGACUUUGUUUUAAAACAAUAUUUUGAAUAACACUGAUGAACAACAAGAGAAUAUGACUCCCAGAAAUCGUACAACCCAGCACUCAUUUGUAGACAAGUGUUGCUUAUGUCUCAGGAUUAAACCAAGUUGCGUUUAAUGAAAGUACAAUAUAACAUUAAAAUCCCCUUAGUGGAGGUAGAAAGCCAGUGUUUUAAUCUAAUCCAUUCAGAUCAGAAAUACUGAUACCAGAUACUGAUUUAUUGCUAUUAGUGAUAACCAAAUUUGAGAGCUUAUACUGUCAGCAAGGUAGCAUGAAUACAGCUGCAAUCUCCAAUAUUCAGAGUAAAACAUAUCCACAUCUGUAGUAAGACAAUAGCAGAUUCUACCAAGAAUCUGCUGCUUCUUGUAAACAUUGUAUUUGUGCAGAUGUUUAAUUUCUAAAGUCAUGAAAGGCAAGGUUAAUAGCAGAAAACACAUCCAGUUUCACAUUCGGCAAUAUAAGAACCCUGCUCUUCAACGACAACUGAAAACCUAGCAGCACAUUUCAAACAAUAUUACAAGUUUUUUCUUAAUUACCCACCCUUCAAAGUCCCUCCCCCGCGGUCAAACAAAAAAACAACAAAAAUCUGACACGAAAAAUAAAGUGCAGUACCCAGAAAAAUAAGUGUCAAGAAAAUAGCAAUGUUUGUUUCUUUGGGGAAAAAAAAAAAAGGGGGGGGGGAAAUAAGAGAGUACUUGGCCUCAGUCUUAAAAGUACUAUAAUGUGUCCAUCAUCUUGGAUUCUUCUUCAUCUCUUUGUAUCACAGAGUUGAAACUGCAGACAUCUGUGUUUAUGGAACCUUGUAGAUCUCCUGUGCUCUGCAA
Molecule: messenger RNA, 4765 nt
Organism: Cinclus cinclus
Lineage: Eukaryota; Metazoa; Chordata; Aves; Passeriformes; Cinclidae
Gene: AK3
Product: adenylate kinase 3
Exons: 5
Coding region: 1-684 (227 amino acids)
Biological process (GO): nucleobase-containing compound metabolic process
Cellular component (GO): cytoplasm; mitochondrion
Molecular function (GO): ATP binding; AMP kinase activity
Source: RefSeq, a predicted model, not a curated record